Molecule: messenger RNA, 2306 nt
Organism: Plectropomus leopardus (leopard coralgrouper)
Lineage: Eukaryota; Metazoa; Chordata; Actinopteri; Perciformes; Serranidae
Gene: scn3b
Product: sodium channel, voltage-gated, type III, beta
Biological process (GO): ventricular cardiac muscle cell action potential; sodium ion transport; regulation of sodium ion transmembrane transporter activity
Cellular component (GO): voltage-gated sodium channel complex
Molecular function (GO): sodium channel inhibitor activity; transmembrane transporter binding
Source: RefSeq, a predicted model, not a curated record
AAGUGACUGCUGAAAAACAAAGGCAGCGAGUCGCGGUUGGGAAAUGUCAUCAGUCAUUCUUAAUGGAGGAAAUAGACUUCAAAUAGUAAACGGUGUUAAUCUUUGAGGGGGGAGAUUAGACAACUGUGAUCGCUGCUUUGGCUGUUUGUGUGUUGACAAGACUCCAAAUCUCGCAACAGCAAGUGAGUAAAUCGGCUUUUGAGAAUCCACAGGUCCCUCUGCUUCGCUCCUUUUCUUUCUGCAUCUCUCCUUUUUGGAAGGAUUUGGACUGAAUGACAGCAGCAGGAGAACUGUUUCACAUCACGGACUUGUUCAUUGCAUCGACUGGCGUGAAUAAUGAAGUUUUCAACAUAGAUGAUGGACGGCGAGUCAGGGGGUUAUUGGAAGACCCAGAUUCAUAGAUGAACGCGUAAAUAUUUCACUCGUUCCUACAACUCUUUUAUACGUUUUAUAGUUUAAAAUCCCGUCUCUACGCAGACAGUCUGAGGCAGAGAGGAAGUUACCUGCGCGCUCGUCUGCCGAGGAGAGGCGCUGUCCGUGGUCCUGAAGUCAUUUCAACAACCCUCCAAUCUCACUACUGGCCUCUUAGGAGUUUCUCCAAAAGACAACAGUUAGAGGGGACACUGUCCACCAGCAGCUCCAGAAAGAGCUUAAUAUGGUAACUCAAACCAGAGUCCAUCUGCAAACUUUGGCACUUUUGGUUUUUGUUGUCCACCUAAGCCAACCAGUAUGUGUCGAAGUCCUGUCAGACACUGAAGCAGUCCUGGGGAAACCCAUGAAGUUGACCUGCAUCUCCUGUAUGAAGAGGGAGGAGAUCGAAGCAAAGACUACUGUGGAUUGGUUCUUCAUGCCAAAUACAGAACAAAACAGCUCACCUGAAAAAAUUCACAUAUACAAGUAUGACAUUGACACUCCACUUCCAUCAGAAGGACCAUUUCAUGGCCGUCUGACCUGGAAUGGGAGCCAGGACCUGCAAGAUAUCUCCAUUGUGAUCAACAACGUCACCUAUAACGACAGUGGCACCUAUGAGUGCAUCACAUUUCGCGAGUUUAAGUUUGAAUUCUUCUCUCCCUCGUUCACUGACCGCAAGAUAAUCGAGUUGAAGGUGAAACCAGAAGCCACUGAAGACACCACAGCGAUCUACUCUGAGAUCAUGAUGUAUGUGCUGUUGGUGUUCUUGACCUUCUGGCUCCUGGUGGAGAUGGUCUACUGCUACAGGAAGAUCUCCAAGUCAGAUGAGCAGGCGCAGGAUACAGCGACAAACUACCUAGCCGUUCCCUCUGAGCAGAAAGAAAACCCAGCCGCUCCUGUUACCGAAUAAAAGUGGUUGUCAGUGAUACGGUAUUAACCAAUCAUGUUGGAACUCCAGUGACAGAAACAGUCAUUGAGUCCAGAACGUUGUCUAUGCCGAUAUGAAGGUAUCGUUAUUCCUAGACAGCCAUGGGAAUCCUGCCAACUGACCUCCCCUGUGUAUCGACUGUGUUUUGUGAGGAACCAGUCAUAAAUGUGCAAGUGCUAAAUUUUCCUCCUCUUUUUCCUCUCAAUAUUUUUUCUACCUUCGUGAAAUGAAAUGAAGUGGUUUCACAAAUACAGCAGUGUCCUUCACUUAUAAUCAGAUAAAUGCCAGCCAUGCUUCAUUUUGACCUGCCAGUGUGUAGAGUUACUAAAUAUUUUCUUCGUAGUUAGUAGUGCCUCUGUGAUUUACAACCUAUAAACUGCAAAGAUCCAAUGAAAGAAACUGUCCUACUGCUGUCAUGGCUAUUAUAUAAAACUUAUAUACUGACUCUGUAGUACUCAUUCAGUUCAUUUUGUUAAUACAAUUUUAUAGACUGCGCUUAGAUUUUGGGUCACAGUUUUAUUUGUUUUGGCCAAUAUCUUUUUGAUGUCUUUUUAAUGAAAAUGGAUUGCAUAGCUUUUAUACUGUGUGAAUGUGCAUCUCUCCCUGUUUUGCUGUGUGCAUCAGUGAAACUACAAUGUAAUGGAAAUAUAAAAAGACAGAUGACAUGGCAUUACAACUGUACAUCAGUCUUUAAGAGUCGAUCUGAAUUCAUCUUUCCUAUUCUCUUUAUAAAUCUUUAAUUCAGCACUGAUGUCAAAGUACAUUCAGUAGGUCUUACUGCAUACAGCUACUUGCUACUAGCUUUGACUGUUGCUGGUGUUCUACAGAAGCAUUGCUCUUGAGACUAAAUGUGUGCCUAUUUCUAUGGUGCAACACUGUAGAAAUGUAUAUAUUUUGUGAUUCAAUCACUGUUCUUUGUCCAUUACAGAACUGUGUGACUGCUGCUUUUAAAUGAUUAAAUUUGGUG